UCUAAAGAAAACUUCAUGGAGAUGACGUCCUACUCGGCUUCACAAUUGAUUUUCACCAUUGCCCCUCCUUCUCCAGUUGCCAUUAUCGGGCCUCCGGAGGUGGUGGAAAGUUCCGGUGGCGAUCAUGCAACAAUGAUGAUAUCCAACAACGGUCUUCCUCAUCAGCGGAUUGACGUUGAUCAGGCUCCUGAAGAUCACAACAUUGUUGAUGUUCUAAAUGUCGAACCUUCAUCUCCAGAAAGAAGGGGAAAUGAGGUAUCAUUAUCAAACAUGAUUAUGGCCUCAAGAACGGGCAGAUACGAUGAAAGGGUCGUAAUUCAAAUGAAAAGUGAAGAAAACAAUCUUGACGAUGGUUAUAGCUGGAAAAAAUAUGGUCAGAAACUCAUCAGGGGGAACCCAAAUGCGAGGAGUUACUACAAAUGCACAUUCAGUGGGUGCGACGUGAAGAAGCAUGUGGAGAGAAGCGCAGACAAUGCGAAGUCAUUGGUGAUUACAUACUAUGGGAAUCAUGAGCACGAUGCACCAGUUAAACGCAGAAAGUGUUACUCUCUAAAGAAGCGGUCAGGUUCUUCAAUGUUUCAAGAUGCUAGCAAUCGAACUCCUCGGUUAGGCAGGCCACCUUUUUCCUCUUCGGCCUUUCAGGUUUUCCCUCCUUCGUUGGAACCACACCUUGAUAUGACACAGAUCAAUAUGAAAGGACUCUCUAAACUGCCGAGUUUACCAGCCAACCAGAUGACGGGUCCUAGAAGAAAGCCAGCUGCACCUACUUUCUCUCAGAUGAUUCAUGAUGGUGUCGGGAAAUCUUCUUCCGGUCCAUCAUCUUCCGAGGCAGUUCCGGACUCUCAGACAUCUCAGAGAGUUUCUUGGAGUUCUUCUCCUCCUGCACCUCAUAUGCCUGCACCACCUUCUCCUCCAGCCGCUGCACCUCAGCCUGUCCCAGCAGGUGCAGUUCAUCCAGAUUUGUGUGUACCUCCAUCUGCCCCAUACGCGAGAUAUAAAGUGGAGGAUUUGCUUGCCCAGCCUGGACGAGAGGGAUUGGAUUUUCUGGAUCCUGAUAGACCGCCGGGACCUUAUUGGUAA
Messenger RNA from Brassica oleracea var. oleracea, 1080 nucleotides. RefSeq names its product probable WRKY transcription factor 10. The transcript has 5 exons. Gene Ontology annotation, molecular function: DNA-binding transcription factor activity; sequence-specific DNA binding. The record is from RefSeq and is a predicted model, not a curated record. Lineage: Eukaryota; Viridiplantae; Streptophyta; Magnoliopsida; Brassicales; Brassicaceae. Bases 16 to 1080 code for a protein of 354 amino acids. Gene Ontology annotation, biological process: regulation of DNA-templated transcription.